This is a messenger RNA of Morchella sextelata, 1059 nucleotides long. RefSeq lists its product as uncharacterized. The transcript has a single exon. The record is from RefSeq and is a predicted model, not a curated record. Lineage: Eukaryota; Fungi; Ascomycota; Pezizomycetes; Pezizales; Morchellaceae. The coding region runs from base 1 to 1059 and encodes 352 amino acids.
AUGUCGACCCACAGAAAUAGUCAAAGGUUAAAGCUACCCAACACUAAAGACUCCUCAUUAUUGCAUAGACUUGCUGUUGGAAUGGUUUUGAAGCUAGGAAGCCCCAGUGUACGGGAUCCACCACCGGGGAAGGCGAAGAAACCGCCUAUAACUCAUGUUCAUAUCCCCCUCACUAAAGAAAAGGACCCGAACGCUAGAGAAGCAUUCAUAUGCACGACCGUUGGGCAGGAUGGGAAAAAAGGGACUACAUAUAUCGUUAGAACCAACGAAACCAAGAAGGAGAAGCUGGCCAGAUUGAGCAAAAAGUUAGAUAAAGAGAGAAACAAGGACAAGCAGCAGCUACUUAUCAAAAGGAUAGAGAAGGCAAAAAACGCCCACACUGAUAGGAUGUCUCACACACUCAGAGAUUAUACAUUCGCACCUUUUGAAUCAAAAUUUGAGCCAGGAACACCGGAGUGGAUAGAAGAGCUUGAGCAGUCGGCAAGGGAUGAACAGUCAAUUGCUGGAUCAGUCAGGGGAAACGGGAGUGUACAUAUUCAGUUGCCAGAGGAGCCGGAGCAUCGUGCAGAAGCAGCCUCUAACUCUGGACGCAGUGAAACAGGGCACUCUGCCCGCCAUGUAGCGGUGGACUCUAGCUCAGGACCCAGCGCAACAGGCCAGGCUGUACACCAUGCAGAAGUUGACGAGCAUUUCGUGGAACAUGAUGAGUAUUAUGAGCCUUACGUAGAGCAUCAAGGCGCCUCAGGGCCGUCCCAUGAGCCUGUCCACCAAGCUCACGAGCCAGAAGAGCAUCAAGGGGCCCCAGAGCCGUCACAUGAACCGGUCCACCAGGCUCAUGAGUCAGAAGUUCAUGAACAGGCCCGUAAUCAGAAACUUGAACGUCAUUCAAAUUCAGAAACGAGUUCGGACGUCCAUCAUCGUUCUCGAACACUAUUACUAGUACGCCGUACGCGUCCGCGCGGUCAACGACCAGAUAUUAAUUCAGACGACUCGGAUUCAGACGAUGAGGGCCCCUCAUUGCUCACCGCCUCUGGCUCAACAAUAACGUUUAGUAUCUAA